GUAUAAAAAGGUGAGUUCCACGAAAUUUGGUAGCAUAGUUAAAAAACUCGUUAAGGAAUAUCAAAGUCGGUGAAGAAAAUGAUAAGAUUAUUAGGUUUUUGUGCUCUGCCGUACUUAAUGGUUGUGAAUUACCAAUUUUAAGCGCAAAUUAAAAAAAAAAAUCCCCGAUAAGUUAUUGCUUUUAAAAGUGAAAGGGUGUAAUAUUUUAAAUUGAAUUUCUAAGGAAAUUAGGAAAUUAGUGAUGAAGCUUCAAAUGGAGAAUGGAAUUACCCUUUUUGAGGGUAAAUUCAACGCAGAUGCAAUUUUUCGGCAGAAGAUCUGCGAAGAGAAGGAAGUUGGUCAGGACGAGGCGCUCUAUCUCUGCAAUUUAUCAGAUGUAGCCAGAAAGUAUGAUAUCUGGCGCCAAAAAAUGCCACGUGUGAAGCCUUUUUAUGCCGUGAAGUGCAACAUGGAUGAGAAUGUGAUCAGAAUGAUGGCCAAAUUGGGAAUGGGCUUCGAUUGUUCUUCCAUAGAAGAGUUUAAAGUCGUUCUUAAGUGCGGAGUUACUCCUGAUAGAAUUAUUUAUGCACACCCUUAUAAAGCUGUCUCGCACCUUCGUUAUAGUGCUGCUAACAAUAUAGACGUUAUGACAUUUGAUUCAAUGGAAGAGCUCGAAAAGAUUCGACUUGUAUUUCCAAGAGCAAAAUUAGUUCUUCGCAUCCGUUGUGAUGCAGAGAAAGCCUAUGCUCCUAUUGGUGACAAAUUCGGAUGUGAUCCAGAACUCGAAUCCAGACAAUUGCUCACUAAAGCCAAGAAUCUUGGUUUGUCUGUUAUUGAGAUCAGUUUCCACGUUGGUAGUGGCUGUGAAGAUCCUCCGUCAUUUCGAAAAGCAAUUGCUGCAGCCCGUAACUUAUUCGAUUAUGCUGCUACUCUGGGAUAUCGAAUGACCUUGCUUGACAUUGGAGGAGGAUUUCCUGGAGAAACCGGCAGUGACAUUGGCGUGAUUGCGGACGUUGUGAAUACCGCACUUGAGGAUCAUUUUCCACCAGGACACGACAAUGUGAAAAUUAUUGCAGAGCCAGGAAGGUUUUUUGUAUCAUCUGCUUUCACUUUGGGUGCAACUAUUCAUUCAAAGAAGCAACUCCUGGAUACGGAUGGGAAUGUGUAUCAUGUGAAGUAUAUUAUCAAUGACGGCGUACAUGGAACCUUUAACUUCCUUUUGUACGGCAUUCCUUUAGGAUCAUGCUAUGCUCUGCAUAGGAAAGCUUUCGACAAGAAAGUGAUCAAAGAUUCACUUGUACAAUCCUCACUCUUGGGUCCAACCUGUAACGGAUUCGAUAAGAUGUCAGAGAAUAUGGUCCUACCACAUCUUGACAUUGGGGAUAUUAUUGUAUUUCCCAACAUGGGAGCAUACACUGUUAGCUUGUCCAGUACAUUUAAUGGCUUUCCGAAGCCACGAAUAAUGUAUUACCAGGAGCUAAGGGAUUCCAUUGAUCCAGAUCCUGUCAUCAACAUUAGUGAAAAGAAAACACUGAAGUGUCCAAACGGGAACCUUUUUCAACGCUUCAAACGCUCUUUUCAAAAAGAUGAUCGACCAGCUUUUUAUGUUUAUUAAUGAAGUGAUCAAGAAUAACUUCAAUUAAUUAAUUAUGAUUAAGAAGAAAAGAACCUUUUUGGGAUAUUAAUGAAAAGUCCGCUAUGAUAGGCUAAGUGAUGUCUGGUUCUUGAGGUAUUCCCACCGGAAAUGUUUUUGGAGGCGAACUAUGAGUGUUUAGAGAAAAUGAUAGUGACAUUUGGAUUCCCUGGAUUGACUUUUAGGGUGAUAUUCAGAUGAUCCUAAGUAUUUUUAUUCGUUUUGUUAGAAAAAUCAAUCAAAAUAAUUUUUCCUUUGCAUCAUCAUUGUAAAAUUAAUGACCAUGUGGCUCAGUAAAAAUAUUAAAGUACUCAGAAAAA
Phlebotomus papatasi is the source of this 1932-nucleotide messenger RNA. Its product is annotated as ornithine decarboxylase 1-like. Bases 242 to 1594 code for a protein of 450 amino acids. The record is from RefSeq and is a predicted model, not a curated record. Gene Ontology annotation, cellular component: cytoplasm. NCBI's taxonomy places the organism in Eukaryota, Metazoa, Arthropoda, Insecta, Diptera, Psychodidae. Gene Ontology annotation, molecular function: ornithine decarboxylase activity. The transcript is spliced from 2 exons.